This is a messenger RNA of Lingula anatina, 13057 nucleotides long. RefSeq lists its product as uncharacterized. Lineage: Eukaryota; Metazoa; Brachiopoda; Lingulata; Lingulida; Lingulidae. The record is from RefSeq and is a predicted model, not a curated record.
UUCGAUUGCAUCAGUUGCGCUGCGCCUUUCUGUGCGUCGCGUUUGAAUAUUGUGACUGUUUACCUGACUCAAACAGCUGUACAGGUAAACACACAGGUAAUAAAAGCGACAUCACGUGACUUAACGAAUCUCUCCGCCAUUUUGAAGGUCAUUAUAGAAGCUGUAAAAUAUAGGUCAUUUCGCCACACAAGUUGUCGUAGGAGAGGCGUUAAACUGCCUGGAAUGGUGGUAGUAAGCUUGUUAAGUGUCACAGUGGAUUAAUUAAAAGGUGAAGAUGGCGUCGAGUCUCGAAAUACGACACCUUACGCAGUGCCACGGCUGCAGCGGUUACAUUUACCCCGUGGAAACGUUCAUAGACUAUGGAGUCCUGUAUCAUCGCAACUGUUUCCGUUGCAAAGUGUGUCGGAGGAGGCUGAACGAUAAGACAAAAUACAGGUACUCGGAGUACGACUCUCUGGAGGACGUUUUCUGCUGGAAGCACGCGCCAUGGCAGAUCAACCCAGAGAAACAAAACAGCCUCCUUUCUUCCUCUGCCCUCUCGGGGAGUCAGAUUAGUUUCUGGAGCGUUGACACCCAGGAUAUUGAAAAUGCUAGCCAGAUGGACGUCGAAGAGCUCAAGAGGCGCAAACUUGAGCAACUCUACAUUUUCCGCAAAUUCGAGCGCCGUAAGGGGGACAACAGUGAGACAGCCUCCGUAAUAAGUUCAUUACCGGAAGAGUACCAUGAAGACUCGCACAGCAGCCAGCAGUUGGUGGGAGAUAACUUUACCCGUGAGAAACCUGUGCCAAAACAGCGCGGCAGAAGAGGUGAGAAAAAGGGCAAGGCCAUCGCCGCCAUCAACAAUGCCAAUCAAGAUCAGGAAAAAGAAAAUAAUUACGUCCGCUCUGACAUCAGGCAACAGCUUGAUGAUAUCGGAGCCGAACUAGACGAGGCAGUUGAUACAGAGUCCCUACAGGAGUUCGACCAAGAACCACGUCGCAAGAAACCAGCUCCGGUAGAACGCCGAAUCAAAGCCAAAAAACAGGACCGCCUUGCGCCCGCAGAGACCCAAGAUAAUGCUCGGGCGAGCACACUGUCAGACGAUGUGUUCAUUGGUGCCCGGAACGACCAAAACAUAGAUAAAACAAACGAGAAUUUCCAAAAUCUCUUCAUGGACCAGUUCCAGAAAGAACGCGAGGGUGAGGCUUAUUACCCCGGGGAACUAAGCAGUGGUGAGGUCCGGCAAAAAGGGCGUAAUGCACAGAGAGAGCGGGAUCAACAACAUGCACAGCAAACGGUCUCUCCAUAUGAGGAUAUUGAUGACACAAACUUUGAGCAAGAGCCCAGGAGACGUGUGCCAAGAAGUGACGCCAGCGAGCAAGGAGCAGCGCUAAAUCACCAUGGUAACAGUGGUGUCACAAACUUUGAUCAGGAACCAAGAAGAAUUGGUCCACUUGGUAGCCAAGACGGCGAUCAAGGAAAAGACCAGGAAAACGACCAGCUCACUAAUUUCCCUAUCUAUUCACAGCCAGAUAAGUCGAAGAAAAAGAAAAACAGAACCGGUGAAGGAGACGUAAAUUCGGCAAACGAGUUAACAGAAAACGCUCAGAAUCGAAAACCAGGAGGAAGGGACCGCGUGACCAACGGUCGUCCUCAUGACGACCACCACCCAGAAGCAGAAAAUCCAUAUGAAGAGAUUGGACAACUUACGGAUAAAAUCCACGGACAAUUGUAUGAUGAACACGGCCAACCUGUUGAACAGCUAGGUCAACAAUUAUAUGAUGAGGAUGGCCGCAUUGUUGUUCAACCUAAUAAUCAACCCUACUAUGAUGAGUAUGGUCGACUUGUUGGGCGAGCUAGGGAGCAGUGUUAUGACGAAAAUGGUCGGCCAAUUACAAAGGUUGGCGAACAAUUUUACGAUGAAAAUGGUCGUCUUACAGACCAAUCUAAGCAGCUGUACGACCAGCACGGCCGACCUAUUGCCCAGCCUGGGCAGCAGUUUUAUGAUGACAACGGUCGCCCAGUUACCGCCAAUGGUCAACUACAUUAUGAUGAACAUGGACGCCUAACUGGCCAGUCCAAUAUACAACUAUACGACCAAUAUGGUGAGCCAGUAAUUUUUUCAGACGAACCGCAGGACCACCAGCAAGGCCAGCCAGCUGUUGAAUCUCGACUGCAGUUGUUUGACAAACAUGGUCGUCCUGUGGAGCCCACCGGUGAUCUGCAUUACGAUGAACACGGCAGCCUUGUUGACCAGUCUAACCAACCAUUAUUCGAUCAACAUGGCCGACCCAUUAUGCGAGCAAUAGAAAUAUCCAGUGAAGAUCAGUAUGGCCGAGCUGAUAAACUACCUGCUCAACUAUUAUAUAACGAACAAGGUUUCCCUGCUCAGCCCAUGGGUACACUUACUUUUGAUGAACAGGGGCAGCUGAUUGAUAAAGAUAACAAGAAGUUAUGCGACCAACAUGGGCAGCCUAUCACACAGUUUUAUGACGGAAACGGUUGUCCCGUCGAGCCAGGUAAUGAGCUGCAUUUUGAUGAAAAUGGCCAUCUUGUUAAUGACACCAACAACCAACUCCACGAUCAAUAUGGUCAGCCCAUAGUUCAGAGUGCACAACAGUUAUACGACGAAGGCAGUCACCCAGUGAACCCGAUGGGUCAGCUAAGAUACGAUGAACAUGGUCGCCUUGUUGACCACACAAACAACCAAGUCUACGACCAGCAAGGUUGUCCUAUUGUACAGUACGCUCAACAUUUAUGCGACGAGUAUGGCAAUCCGAUUGAGCACACGGGAGAGCUGCACUUCGAUGAACACGGCCGUCUGGUGGACCAAUUUAACAAUCAGCUUUAUGACCAACAAGGUGGUCCAAUCAACCAGUCUGCACUUCAGUUAUAUAAUGAGCUUGGGAAUCCAGUUGAUCUCGCAGAAGAACUGCACUACGAUAAACAAGGUCAUCUUGUUGACUCCUCCAACAACCAACUGUACGAUCAAAACGGCAGAGCUAUCGCAAAGGUGUAUGACCAAAAUGGCCGCGCAGUUAAGUCCACUGGGCAGCUACAUUUUGAUGAACGUGGUCGCCUUGUGAACCAAUCCAAUAAGCAACUCUUCGACCAAGAUGGAAUACCAUUUGUACAGGCUGCACGGAAAUUAUAUGACGGAGACGGCAAUCCAAUAGAAACCACGGGGCAACUACACUUUGAUGGCCAUGGUCGCCUAAUUGACCCAUCUGGCAAGCAACUCUAUGACCAACUUGGCCAACCUAUCUUACAGUAUGGUCAGCAAUUAUGUGACGAGCAAGGGAAUCCAGUUCAGGGUACGGGAGAGCUUCAUUUUGAUGAACACGGUCGCCUUGUUGACGAAUCGAAACAGCAGGUCUACGAUCAACAUGGACGACCCGUAGCACAUGUCAUCACUGACCAGCAGUUGGACGAAGAAAGGCGACCAGUUGAUCAAUCCGGUCACCAAUUGUAUGGAAAACAUGGUCAGCCACUAGAGCCAACAUCGCUGCUACAGUAUAAUGAGCGUGGUUGCCUUGUUGACCAGUCCAACGAACCAGUUUAUGACCAACAUGGCCACCCUUUUGUACAGUAUGGAGUACAACUACAAGAUGAACAUGGCAAUCCAGUGGAGCAGACAGGGGAGCUACAUUUUGACGAGCUCGGCAACCUAGUAGACCAAUUCAACAGAAGACUAUACGACCAAAAUGGCCAGCCUAUGAAAAAGAUAUUGGAUGAAAACGGACGUCCAGUCAACCAAACGGGAAAGCUUCAUAUUGAUGAACACGGCUGUCUUGUUGACCAAUCAAACAAACCCCUCUACGACCAAAAUGGCCGACCUAUUUCACAGUUUAGCCAGCAACUAUAUGAUGAACUUGGUCGCCAGGCUAAACCUAAUGCAAAAUUACAUUACGAUGAUCAUGGACGUCUAGUAGACCAAUCCAACAAUCAACUCUUUGAUCAAAAUGGUCAACCCAUAGUGCAUGUUCAGGAGCUUGGACAGCAGUUAUAUGACCAGAACGGCCACCCAGUUGAGUCCAAUACACAGUUACAUUACGAUAAUCAUGGUUGCCUUGUUGACCAAUCCAACAAACAGAUUUAUGAUCAACAUGGCCGCCCUUUUGUACAGUAUGGAACACAACUACAAGAUGAACAUGGCAAUCCAGUGGAGCAGACAGGGGAGCUACAUUUUGAUGAGCGCGGAAACCUUGUAGACCAAUCCAACAGAAAACUAUACGACCAAAAUGGUCAGCCUAUGAAAAAGAUAUUGGAUGAACACGGGCGUCCAGUCAAGCAAACGGAUAAGCUGUAUAUUGAUGAACACGGUUGUCUUGUUGACCAAUCGAACAAACAGCUCUAUGACCAAAGUGGCCGACCUAUUUCACAGUUAAGCCAGCAACUUUAUGACGAGCAUGGUCGCCAGACUAAACCAAAUGCAAAAUUACAUUACGAUGAUCAUGGACGCCUCGUAGACCAAUCCAACAAUCAACUCUUCGAUCAAAAUGGUCAACCCAUAGUGCACAUUGAUGAACAGGAACUUGACCGGCAAUUAUAUGACCAGAAUGGCCAUCCAGUUAAGUCCAAUACACAGUUACAUUAUGAUAAUCAUGGUUGCCUUGUUGACCAAUCCAACAAACAGAUUUAUGAUCAACAUGGCCGCCCUUUUGUACAGUAUGGAACACAACUACAAGAUGAACAUGGCAAUCCAGUGCAGCAGACAGGGGAGCUACAUUUCGAUGAGCACAGAAACCUUGUGGACCAAUCCAACAGAAAACUAUACGACCAAAAUGGCCAGCCUAUGAAAAAGAUAUUGGACAAACACGGGCGUCCAGUCAAGCAAACGGGAAAGCUUCAUAUUGAUGAACACGGUUGUCUUGUUGACCAAUCGAACAAGCAACUCUUCGACCAAAGUGGCCGACCUAUUUCACAGUUUAUCCAGCAACUAUACGAUGAGCAUGGUCACCAGGCCAAGCCGACUGCAAAAUUACAUUACGAUGAUCAUGGACGUCUUGUAGACCAAUCCAACAACCAACUCUUCAAUCACAAAGGUCAACCCAUUGUGCACGUUCACAAACAGGAACUUGACCGGCAAUUACAUGACCAGAACGGUCAUCCAGUUAAGUCCAAUACACAGUUACAUUACGAUAAUCAUGGUUGCCUUGUUGACCAAUCCAACAAACAGAUUUAUGAUCAACAUGGCCGCCCUUUUGUACAGUAUGGAACACAACUACAAGAUGAACAUGGCAAUCCAGUGGAGCAGACAGGGGAGCUACAUUUCGAUGAGCGCGGAAACCUUGUGGACCAAUCCAACAGAAAACUAUAUGAUCAAAAUGGCCAGCCUAUGAAAAAGAUAUUGGAUGAACACGGGCGUCCAGUCAAGCAAACGGAUAAGCUGUAUAUCGAUGAACACGGUUGUCUUGUUGACCAAUCAAACAAACAGCUUUACGACCAAAAUGGUCAACCCAUCACACAAUCUAGUCAACAGUUAUACGAUGAAGAUGGUCGCCAGGCCAAGCCAAAUGCAAAGUUACGUUACGAUGAUAAUGCACGACUCGUAGAUCAACACAACAACCAACUCUUUGAUCAAGAUGGACUCCCUAUAGUACAUUCCAAAGAGGAGCAGCCUGUGCAGCAGGUGUUUGAUGAGCAUGGUCGCCCAGUUGAUCAAUCAAAUAGGCAAUCUAACGACCAUCAUGGUCGACCUCUUGCACAGACUUCUGACACACUAGGCAAACCCCAGAUGAGGUCUAAGGGGGCACAGGGAGAAACUAACCGUGGUGAAAUGUUCCUAGAGCAAAUUAAGAAAGACGAACUCAGCCAUAAGGCAAGGACGCCAUACUCUCAAGAACAACAACAUUGGAAACAUGAAAUACAAGAAACUGAUAUUGAUGCAGAAGACGAUGACGUGAUAGAGACCAACAUCGACGUGGAGAUUGAAAGGCUGGAACAAGAACUUGGUCCACAGUAUGAUGGAACAAAGGCACAUGACGUCAGUGUGUCAUCAGACGAAGGAAGUACAGAUUCAAUCUUAAUGGCUGGUGGAAAACCACGACAGAGAAGGAAACAACCACGAAAAGAACAAGGUGACAGCUCUACAGAACCUGACACAGACACAGAUAUAGAUCACCUGUAUCAAACUACAGACACAGACACCGAUAUUGAGGCUCUUUUGUUGGACCAUCUUAAAGAGAGAGCAGGAGAAAAAAAGCUACGGAAGAAGUCCGACAGGUCAAGGAGUAGAGAAAAUUUGCAAGAAGCCGAUGUGAGUGCCAUGUUUCUUGAUCAGAUUAAAAAGAACCAGGCUGGAGAUCGCCGAGGCACUGAAGAACAUAGAGCCCCCAUCGGUCAGAUUACAGAGACAGACAUUGAUGAUGAGCCGCCCACGCCAACACCUGCUGCCAUGGAAGCUGAUUUUGAUGCUGACAAUGACGUUUCCUUAAAACAAUUAGUUGAAUCAGCUAUCAGAAAGCACGGUGAUGAAUUUGAAGACCAUGACGAAACAAUGGUGGAGAAGUCUCCCCAGGAUGUGUCUACUAAAAGUGUUUUUCAAAAAAUCUCAAUAUUUGAACGUGAACAGGCAAAACUUACUCCUGACCACAAGUUGACGCCACAGCAACGACAGUUGAUGGAAACAGAGUUUGGCAUAGACCAGAGCCCCAGCACCAUACCUACACCGGUGAAACCGCCUGGUUUUAAGAGUAAAAUACCGACUAAAGGCAACCAACAAAGUGUAGAAGGCAUAUUUAUGGAGCAGGUCCAGAAAGACGAAGCCUCCCGGAAACAGACCGCUGCAGGGAAAAGUCCCAGUAAAAUUCCUGUCAGGGCACAGACAUCUUCCAACAGUGGUGCUGAUCAGGAAGGAGAAGAGCAGCCAGUGACCAAUCUUGACAAGGCGUCAGGAGAUGUGGUCCCAGGAGCAAAGGGCAGAAGCAAGAUUGCUGCCUUGAGAGAGCAGUUCCUCCGGGGAGAGACUCAGGAACCCGAUAAAGAUGAUGAUAAUGAUGAUAUUGAAGAUUUAGAGUAUGAACCCAGAGUUAGACGCCCUGCACCAAAACAAACAGCAAAGGCAGCGAAUGAGAAAACUCCCCAAGCGGCACGGAAUCAGGAGCAAAAGAAAGGAGAGAAACCUUCAAUCCAAACCGAAGGAAACUUAGUAGGAGAGAUGUUCCUUGGCGAAUAUAUGAAAAGCAAGGCCGAAGAGGAAUCUAAAUAUAAACCAAAGAGUCCAAAGAGUGUCCGAUUCUCAGAAAAGGAUGAAUACAAAAGUGAAACGUCAGAGGCUGAAUCGGAGUCUACAGUUACUGGCAGAGACGAUGAUUCUGUCAUGUCUGACCACGAAAACGAAUUCAGGGCUGAAAUGUUGGGUCUCAAUAAAGACACAGAGCAAUACGUGAAGCAGUAUGGAAUCGAUGUUUCUACAGGGCGUGUUACUCCUCAAGGUAAAACGGACAUUCCCUCAUUCUAUGGGGUCCCCAUCUCAGAAAAAGAUCCGGAGAAAAGCUCAAUGAACAAAGAAAAAAAGGACAAAAAGGGAGGUGAGAUCCGUAAGGCACCAGUAAAAGAUGACUCUGGAAAGUUCGUCGCUGAAACUGAAGAUCAACAGUCGUCAGAUGGUGACCUGUCAUUUGAAAGCUUAGAGCGUGAGCCACGAAGAUUCGGCCAUUCACAACAAGGAGAAAUUACAGAUAUUCCAGGCAAUAAAAGUCCGAAAUUAACACCUAGCAAAGGAAGACAGGCUAGCAAAAGUCCAACUUUUGAAUCCGAGUUAAUUGCAAAAAUGAUCCGCGAAGAUGCAGAGAAAUCACACCAAUAUGCAAAACACGGAACAGUUUCAACUACACAGACGAAAGAGGGCAUUUCUUACACGUUUACCUCAACAGAGACCCAUUUUGAUGUCAGGGAAGAGUAUACCGAAGAUUAUGCUGAAACGCCGACUGAAUAUGAAAAGGUGAAAGAUAUGAAACCAGACCCUGAAACUGAAUUUCCUGAAACUUACACCACAGAGUCCCUUCUUAAAGGUACAAGAGCCCCAGUACCAGCUGACCGUGUAUUUAAGGUGCACAGAGCAGGAGAGCGAAAAGCCAAAGAAUUUACAGCUGAACAGAUAACAGCACAGAGAAAGACCAUUUCAACCACCAGUACUAUUCAAAGUACAUCUACACUAGGUGGCGGUUAUGAUCUUCAGGAAGAGUCGGUGGUUCUGAAAGUACCAACCAAAGGGACGCAAAAUGAUCAGUUGCGAUUGCAAGGGGAUUUUGAGAAAGGUGAUCAGAGCGACCAAGAUGAAAGUGUGUCGGAAGACAGUUCACGCUCUUACGAUCGCGAUGUCUACAACCGCGUGAGACAAAAUGUCCCGAGAGCGUUUGGCAUCAGGAAGAGGUCGCUGCGUAGCAAUGGUAGUGCUGACAACUUAUCAGAAUCUCCCGUUCCAGAUCAGUUAUCAAACGGCGAAGAAAAGAAAACAAUCACAGGUAGUCAGGAAUUUGCCAAGGUAUUCGGGGUACGUAGCCCAGAAGAAUUUGUGAAUGAAAUCCUAACCACGGAGGGAAAGCUUAACUCCACUGGCAAUACUCCAGAUAUUGAACGACGAGUCAUAUAUACCACACCCCACUUCGCAGAGGCGAAAAGAGAAGGGAGCGCUUCAAGCGCAGACUCCCUUGGCGGAAAAGCUGGGGAUGGAUUUGUAGUGCAAGACUCAACCCAGCCAAAGGGACGAUCAACAACAGUAUACGCUCAAAUCCAAAAGCCAAAGAAAUCGCAGCAGCAGGUGACAACAAUCGAAUUCCCUGAAGAACUUACAGUUCCACCGCCAGUAGAGACCAGCACCCCAACGCUGACACCAACGCAAAAGAGAAGACUGAAAAGCGAAGACAUCAUGGCCGCUCAACGGGAGCUUGAGAGACGCCAAAAAGAAGAAGAGGACGCUUUAUAUAGAAGAUUUUUGGAAAGACAAGAAAAAGAAAUGGAGAAGCUACACCAGUCUAUGACAUCAGAAAAAGAGAAGAGAAUAAAAGACAUGAUGAACAAGGUUGCCACCAGCAGAUCCAAGUUAAUUGCACAAGACACAGAACAAGCAGCCGGGCCAUCUAGAAGAAAGUCGUCAGAGCCAGAACGCCCUGGUCAAAGAGACAGCGACGCCAUGUCUGUUAGCACGAUGGCCAGCAGCGUGUUUGAAGACCCUGCGAAAAAGAAAUCGAAAAAAGAUCUGAAAAAAGAGCAGAAAGAGAAAGAAAAGGCGGAGAAGAAAGCGGCAAAAGAGGCAAAGGAAGCUAAAAGGAAAGAAGAUAAGAAAAAGAAAGGAAAGAAAGGAAAACCGUCAGAGGAGGACGCUGCCGAGGAAGGCGACGACGAGCUCGUGGAACCGCCGCGUGUUCGAAGACCACGUGAAAUGCGUGAUUCGGACACGACAAGUAUUGCGUCUUCAACCGCCGGGCGCCCUGCUCGUAGCACAAGUACGCCACUUCCACGAGGCGAGCAGCAGCGGGCGGGUGAGUCGACCCAUUUGGCGGAUCUAAGCCUCGAGAUGAUGGACGAUCCCGAACUGCAGCGUCUCAUGGGUGAAGAGAGGCGAAAGCUGGAGGAGUCGUACGCCAAAGAGAUGAAAGCUCGAAGGAGGCAGCUCAUUGAAGAUUUGGCUCAGGGUGAGCAACGAGAAGUGGCCGACUUGGUAGAAAAACACACCAGACAGAUGCUUAUGUUAAGGCACCAGAGGGACCGUAAGGUGUACGAUCGAGACACUACCACACUGACCAGAGAGUAUGAACAAACCGUCAGACCACCCAUUAAACCCCCCAGGAACAAGAAAGUUCACUUCUGUGAAAAUCCGACUGUUAUCUUCAUGGAGUUGGACGAACACGUCAUAAAGGUGGCGCACAUGGAGCCCCAACCGUCCAGUUUCACAGACUUGGUUCGUGAACUGACUGAGGGCUGCAAGAACGAAAUGGAGAAAGUCAGAGCCAUAUUCCGUUGGAUCACCAUCAAAAAUUUGAACCAGAUGGAAUUCGAAGAUGUCGAUCCCGACACGCCCUUAGGAUUGCUGAGAGGUAUCAAGCUAGGACGAGAGAGCUACCACGUGCUCUUUAAAAGAUUAUGCGGGUACGCUGGUCUUCACUGCGAAAUUAUCUACGGAUUCUCCAAGGGUGAGGGAUACAAGCCAGGAAAGCCGCUCACCAAACGAUUUAGAAAUGUAUGGACAACGGCGCACGUGGAUGGCUCGUGGCGUUUCAUCAACUGCCACUGGGGGGCGCGGCGUAGUCAUGGACAACGUAAGUCCACCAUAUUUGGAGAUCUGAAUGACCUUGAGCUUGAGUACAAAUACGAGGAGACGUAUUUCCUUACGGACCCCGAAGAUCACAUCCAGCAGCAUUUCCCUGACGAUCCUAAAUGGCAACUUCUAGAAUCUCCGCUGACCAUGGAGGGCUUUGUCAAACUGCCAGUGAAGAAGACUCCAUUCUUCAACCACGAAUUAAGUUUUGUGGAAAAAUAUGACUCUGUUCUUACAACAAAAACCGGCGAUCUCACAGUGUUGCUCAAAUGCCCAAAGAAAGGGGUCAAUUUUGCAGCAAAACUUGACUCGUACUAUGGAACAGCGACCUUGACCGGUCAGGUAGAUGUCAAGGUCAAAGGAAGCGAGGUCGUCUUGUCCAUUGAAGUGCCCCUUCCUAACAUCUGCUUCUUGCAUAUAUUUACAAACGAAGAGAAUGCGUGCUCAUUCCAAAUCCAGGCGUUUGAAAUUCCAGCUUCAUUCCAAAGACUGUACCCUGGCUGCCCUUAUUUUGGGCUGACGCCAGAUGGCGCUAAAAUGGGCGUGGUUCCUUCUUCUCAAACUGAACCGUACCUCGUGAACAAUUCAGGUGGUGACUUGGAAGUCAGACUAUCGUUAACGGGAGCAAAGCGUAUAAAACUAAUGCACAGACUCCUUCGUGCCGACGAUGAAAACAAUGUGUAUGAAAACUGUGAUCGUUUUGCUUUGCAGCAGCGCCGUGGGGACAAAAUCUCCUCCUUUUUAAUACGAACAUUCCGCCCAGACUUCUACAUCUUCGAAAUCAAUGCCGCCCCGGAGGACGAUCUCAGUCACGGCACCGUGGUUUACAGAGUCUUAGUUGAGUGCUCUGUCCCCUCCAGUGAGCCGGACCCGUUUCCAAUUGCAUUCCAUCACUGGAACAAAGCCGGGCGCCUGCACCACCCAAUGAUGAGUGAGCUAGAACAAGGGAACAAGAUACCGUUCAAAGUAGAGGUGCCAUCUGCCCAGAAAGUCGCCGUAGUGGUCGGCAACGAGUGGAACCACCUAGCACAGACGGACGAGGAGAGGGGGAUAUUUGAAGGCACGGUGUACACAGGAGAUAGACAGGGGAAACUGAAGGUUUACGGGAAAAUUAGCAAUAAGUUUCAGCCUAUGCUGGAGUACAAAGUUAGACCGUACAUAAGGUAUUCCCGGGGGAAAUGACAUUGAGAUGGGGGAACAGGUUAACCUGAUAAGGGAAUAGACACCCAGUUGUAAAGUGGCAAUUGACAUUACAGUACCCAUAAUGAAUCAAUGUUUGGGUUGUUUUAUAGUGCACUCCAAUGACUGAUCAAAUGAUGGCGGGUGAAGUUCUUAAUUUUUAAACAUUAUCCACUUUGAAAAAAAUUCCGAAGUUAGUGUUCAAGCUACCCAGUAAUGACAGCUAAGAACCAGGUUUAGAAAUCGUUGGUUUUCCCAUGGGCUGCUUCACUAAGAAGCAAGCGAGAGCUAAUAGUUGGCACUUGCUUACAUAUGCUGAAUAUUCGGAAAUUUCAUAGUAAACAGAAGUCGCCAGUUUACGGUUCCGUCUUCGAACAGGCCAAGGUCACAUCGCAAAAUUUCUCAACAUUUUCUCUGCCACCACCUGACAGGGCAUGCAGUCCUGCGAUGAAUGAUAUAAUAAUGUAUAUAAGUAGUGUGGCUUAUUGAAAUAUAUUGUCAUUGUCUAAUAACGUAGAUGUUGAGAGCGCUUUCAUAUGUAUAUACAGUAAUAUACAUUAUAUAGUGUUAAGAUUGUCUUACAUUUUCUUAUAACGCAUUUAUUUUCAUAUCUUCCAAAUGGGACCAUUAAAAAAUUUAAAUGACUGUUAUAUAGUACCAUCCAAUGCAAAUUUCUAUUUAUAAAUAUCUGUAUUGGUAUAUACAAAUGAGUGGAUAUCGCAAAUAUUCUUAACUGUAUGGGGUUGUGCAUUUUUUGUUUUGGUGUCUGUAUGCUGAACAUAUAUUCGCCAUUUAAAUAUUUGUUUGCAAAUUUGGUGUAUUAAUUAUCAAAUAGUGCAUUUUCUAACAAUAUCUGCAUGUUAUCUAGUGCACCGAGGGUCUCCUUGUUUAGCGUUUGAAUUGUUUUUAUAGUACAUUUGUUUUUGUGUGUUAUCUUAUUUUGCCAAAAUAUUUGUAUUUAUGACCAAGUCAUAUUGUACGCUGUUGUUUUAGGCUAGACUGCUUUAGUUGACACGUUUUAGUAGUCAUUUGUAGGGCCUUUUCCUGUAACAGAUAGACUGAAACGCACGCACGCACGCACGCACCCACACAUACACAUUGCGUGCUGAAGAUUUGAAAGAGAAUUGCACACAAGGUUGAAUUUUAACAGGUUAACACAAGCUUACAUUGUGGUUGUGUAUUUUAGAAGUUGUCAUAUGUUUGUACAUAUUAUGCAUAUUCAGGUUGUGAAAAAUAAAAUUUAUACAGAUCCCUUUUACAAACAGUAAGGCAGCCAGUCUCAGAGGAGUUUCAUUUAGUUGUAUCUUGUUUCGUUUUCUGGGUUUGUCAGGAAGAUAUAGACAUAUUAUAGAUAUAAUUAUUUUUACUUAUUUGAGUGUUUUAAAGGUGCUACAUGUAUCUUUUUUUAGGCCGACAUGUGAUGUUUCACAUGUUCACACACACAACCGCCUUAUUUACACAUGUGAAACUGUAAAAAUGUAUAAAUUUGAUUUCAGUUAUAAUUAUUUUGCUUGAAAUAAUUAAUCUAUGUUCUGCCCUGUUUGAUGGAAUUUCAUUCUUUACUUUACUUGUUUUUAUUGCACCCUUCAAAAAGGUUGUGCACGUAGUUUUAUGCAAAGAACUGAAUAAACUGUUAAA